AUGGGUAUAGUUUCUAACACUAAGUUGGUGGACAUACAGAUGUGCUCAGACAUGGGGGCUAGGCCAGAGAGAGACGAGCUAGACUUUGAGUUCUUGGGCAAUAGGAGUAGUGAGCCAUACAUCAUACAGAGCAACAUUUACAAAGGAGGGGUUGAAAGUAGAGAAAUGAGGCACUCCCUUUGGUUCGACCCGACUGAGGACUUCCACACCUACUCCCUUUGGUUCGACCCGACUGAGGACUUCCACACCUACUCCAUUUUAUGGAACAACCAUCAUAAUGUGUUCUUUGUGGAUAGGGUGGGCAUUAGAAUCUACAGGAAUACAGAGGCUUCCAACGAUGCAUUUCCGAAUGAGAAGCCAAUGUACAUCUUCUCAAGCAUAUGGAAUGCCGAUGAUUGGGCAACAAGGGGGGGCCUUGAAAAGACAGAUUGGAAGAACGCUUCAUUUGUAUCGACUUACAAGAAUUUCCAAGUGGAUGCAUGCCAGUGGAAGGACCCUUACCCAGACUGUGUUUCUACCACCACACAAAACUGGUGGGAUCAGAGUGAGGCGUGGACCCUCUCCACCUCCCAAAGGGAGGAUUUCAGUUGGGUUGGUCGGAACCUCAUAAUUUACGACUACUGUCAUGACACCAAUAGGUACCCUAAACUUCCCAAUGAGUGCAUCAAUUCUCCAUGGGAUUGA
Molecule: messenger RNA, 684 nt
Organism: Amborella trichopoda
Lineage: Eukaryota; Viridiplantae; Streptophyta; Magnoliopsida; Amborellales; Amborellaceae
Product: putative xyloglucan endotransglucosylase/hydrolase protein 8
Biological process (GO): cell wall biogenesis; xyloglucan metabolic process
Cellular component (GO): apoplast; cell wall
Molecular function (GO): hydrolase activity, hydrolyzing O-glycosyl compounds; xyloglucan:xyloglucosyl transferase activity
Source: RefSeq, a predicted model, not a curated record